GAUAGCAAAUGAAUCUAAUCCUCCUGAGAAUUCUCUUGUUAAUUGUUAUCCCUGUCUUGAAGAACGUUUAGAAUUAAAAACUCUUAAUGAAAUUACUAUUGGUAUUAAUAUGAGUUUAAAAAAUUUUAAUGAUUUAGAAACUAAAUUUAAAGAUGAGACUAUUGAAGAGGUUGAAGAGAUUGAAGAAAUUAAUAUAACAAUCGAUGGUCUAACAUCAACAGGAAAAUCUACUAUUGGUAGAUCACUUGCAUUAAAAUUAAAUUAUCGAUUUAUUGAUAGUAGAUUAUUUUAUUAUUACCUAGCAUCAAAAACAGCAAGUCAAGAUGAACAAGAAUUAUUAUCUUUAUUACAACAAGAUAUUUUUAAACAUAUAUUUCAACUUAAUGAAUCAGUAUUUUUUGAAAAUGAAAAAUAUAUUGAAAAUAGUUCAAGAGCUAAAAAGAAAUAUAUUAUAUCUGGUCGCGAUUUUGCAACAAAUAUUCUUCCUAAUGCUGAAUUAAAAAUUCUAUUAACUGCUAAUUUUAAAACACAUGUUCAAAGAAGAUUAAAUCAAUUAAAAAAUAAUAAUUAUAAUGAUAUUUGUUUAGAUAUAAUUAAACAAAAUACAUUAUCAAUUGAAUUUAUUAAAGAAAUUACAAAACUUUCAACAAUUUUUGUUAUUGAUACAACAUAUCUUUCAAUAGAAGAAGUUGUUGAUAAAAUUUUAUUAAAAACUUCAAAUACGAUUACUAGAAUAAGUCUUGAUAGCAUUAGGAUUUCUGUGAAUAGUGUCAAGAAAUCGCUAGUGUUGAAUCUGAAAAUUUCUACUACUGAAAAGGGUGAUGAACUUGAAUUAUUACUUUUAAAACUUUUACGCAAAAACUCAAUUGAAUGUUAUACAACAAGAACAAGUUAUAAUGUUAAUUCAAUAUUUGUUCUUAUUGGUGAUGGUGGAACGGAUUUAUUUGGAAAUUAUAAAUUAAUAAAUUACAUUAUGCAAGUGAAAAACAAAUCUGAAAAAUAUAAAGUUGGGCCAGGAGAUAUUCGUGAGUUUUCAGCAGUUUUAGCAAAACAACUAGAAGAUACUAUUGAAGAUCUUACUAUUGAAAAUAUUGAAAUUGAUUCUGAUAAACCAGUUUUAAUAUUUGGAAUGAACUUAAAAAGAAAUGUAAAAAUAUCUAAACUUUCAAUUAAAUGUAAUAUUAAAAAUUCAAAACCAAACCCUAAAGUCAUUGUUGCUUUUGGUUCAAUUGGUGCUAGAAAAACAACUUUCUUAAUUGCUUUAAAAGAUUUUUUUGAAAAUCAAGGAAAAAAAGUAUAUUUUCCUGAAGAAAUGUCACUUCGUUUUGGAGAAGAUUUGGAGUAUUUUUAUCAAGAUACACGAAGAUAUGGAUUUAUGUUUCAAGAUCUUUUAAUUGACGCAUAUCAGAAAAAAAAUAAAAUAAUUAGAAAAGAUGAAUAUGAUAUCUAUUUAAUUGAUAGAACUACCAAGGACACUAUGAUUUUUUCUAAAAUUCUUAUUAAUGAUAAGUUGAAACUUGAUUAUUUUAAAAAGAAAUUGAAAAAGGAAGAAAAAAUUAAUGCUAAAUAUAAUUUUUUUAUUAAAUAUUCACCUAAAAUUUGUUAUGAAUGA
Racocetra persica is the source of this 1612-nucleotide messenger RNA. NCBI's taxonomy places the organism in Eukaryota, Fungi, Glomeromycota, Glomeromycetes, Diversisporales, Gigasporaceae. The record is from the annotation of a GenBank genome assembly.